GUUAGAAGGACUGUAGUUGUAGAGAAAGUCACUUGUCUGUGGGGACAGAAUGGAGCACACCUUGCUCUGUUUGCUGCUAUUGCUGAGUACACACAUCUACUCUGGACACUCUGAAGAGGAUGAUGGAAAGGCAAAGGCUGUUCUGACCAUAUACCCCACAUCCUCCCAGAUAUUCAGUGGAGAGUCUGUCACUCUCAGAUGUCACAUACAAAGGGGAGAAGUCACUGACUGGGAAUACACAUGGAGCAAGGAUGCUGUAGACUUAUUCAGUAGGGAGCAUAAAUAUGAGAUCAGUGAGGUUAUGAUUUCAAACAGUGGAGACUACUCGUGUCUGGGUAAACAUAUUGAUAAUGGGACAUAUUCUAUGUGGAGUGAUGCAGUCAGACUGACAGUGACAGGUAAGUCAUCUUAUCUCUCAACUCUUCCUGAAACUACACUGACCGUAAAUCCAAACCCUGCAUACAAUGGAGAAACAGUAACUCUGACUUGUUCAGUGGGAUCUGACAGUGGUUGGAUGUGUGCAUGGUACAAAGACAACACUAAGAAAGUAGUGACCUUGUCUAGCAGACACACUACAACAGGAGCCACCUUCACCAUCAGUAGAGCUGCUGAGUCUGACCAGGGUCUCUACUGGUGUCAGGGAGAGAUCCAGUCCAGAGCCAUAUCAUCAAUCAUCAGUGAUCCUAUCACUAUCACUGUGAAAGCUCUGCCCACGGCCUCAGUGAAAGCCUCUCCACGCGGUCCCCUCUAUUCUGGAGAGACAGUCACUCUGCAGUGUGACAUAGACUACAGAGACUGGAUGUACCACUGGCACAGAGACAACCAACUGCUUCCCAUUCCGACCAGUAAGACCACCACCAUCUCUCUCCCUGACCAGGCUGGUCAGUACCAGUGUGAGGGGACAAGGAAUGGACAGCCCGAGAGGACAUAUCUCAGCUCAUCUCUCACCAUCGUUGAUGCUGCCCUGCCUAAAGCUACACUGACCAUAACACCAAACCCUGCAUACACUGGAGAGACAGUAUCUCUGACGUGUUCAGUGGGGUCUGACAGUGGCUGGAACUAUAAAUGGUACAAAGACAAAAAAAAGAAAGUAGUGACCUUGUCUGGCAGACACACUACAACAGGAGUCACCUUCACCAUCAGUAGAGCUGCUGAGUCUGACCAGGGUCUCUACUGGUGUCAGGGAGAGAUCCAGUCCAGAUCCAUAUCAUCAAUCAUCAGUGAUCCUUUCACUCUAACUGUGAAAGAGAGACCUGUGGCUGUUCUGACCCUCCAACCCAUCUGGCCCCAGAUAUUCAGAGGGGAGACUGUCAAUCUCAGAUGUGACAUACAAGGGGGAGAAGAGAUUGAGUAUGUGUUUUAUAACAGUGGGAAUUCGGUCUACACGAAUACAGAGCCUGAGUACAGAAUCAGUCCUGCAAAGAAUGGUCUAUAUACCUGUGAAGGUCUUCAGAAAAGAAAUGGCUUAAAACACUCCCAGACAAGUAAUGCUAUACAAUUGACAGUGUUAGAUAAACCCCAAGCUGUCCUGAGUGUCUCUCCUCAGUGGCUGAACCCUGGAGACUCAGUUACUCUGAGCUGUGGGGUUAAAGAGUCAUCUACAGGCUGGAGGUUCUUCUGGUACCGAACUGUUCCCUACACAGCUGGGUUACUGUCCCUAUCGGACACGUCAUACUCUGUAGAGCCUCUAUCUGGCAAUGGGACAAGUGAAGACUCCUACACUCUGAUCCCUGCUGGUCCAAGUCACACAGGAGGAUAUGUGUGUAGAGCUGGGAGAGGAGACCCAGUCUAUGACACACUCUACAGUGAACCUCAGUUUGUCUGGUCAGGAGAUCCGCAACCAUCAGUGUCUCUCAAAAUAAGACCUAACAGAACUCAACACUUUACAUCAACGUCUCUCUCACUAAGCUGUGAGGAGAAGAGGAACUCUACUGGAUGGAGACUGAAGAGACACAGAGAGGAAGCAGUGGAGUCAGAGUGUGGAUCUAACUGGGGAUCAAUAGCAGGGUCCACAUGUACCAUCAGGUCCACAUACACAGGGGACAGUGGAGUGUACUGGUGUGAGUCUGGAUCAGGAGAGUACAGUAAUGCUGUCAACAUUACAGUGGACGUUGGCAGUCUGAUCCUGGAGAGCCCUCCCUAUCCAAUAACUGAGGGAGACUCUGUGACCCUCAGCUGUACAAAUAGAUAUCAGGAAACAAACCCAAACCCCAAGGUUGAUUUCUGCAAAGAUGGAAUAUUCAUCAGGAAUGAGACCACAGGAGAGAUGACCAUCCCUGCAGUAUCCAUGUCAGAUGACAUGGAUAGCUUCUAUAAGUGUAAAUCUAAUGAAGGAGAAUCACCAGAGAGCUGGGUGACAGUGAGAGGUUCCAUUGUCUCCAUCUCUGUGCUGCCCAGGCUGCUGUGUGGUUUACUGGUUGCGUCUCCCUUUCUACUGGUGUCUAUCGUGCUCAUGGUGAAAUGCUGCAGGGCUCGAGGCCUGUGUUCAACAGCCAAAUCUCUUCAAUACGAGUUACCAUCUGAUGAUGUCAUCAAACAGACUGAAUCAUCCGUGUGAUCAAUACAGUAAGAAUUAUAAACUGAAGACCCAUUUUUGGGAUGUUUAUGUUUCUGCCAUUGUCUUGACAUUGAUUUAUGAUAGUGUUUACUGAGUCAAAUACCUCUGAAUGGAAUUUUAUAAAUACUAAAUGUUAUGGUUUAGCAAGUUGACAUUUUCAGCUUUUGGGGGCUUGUUUGCUUUGCUUUGCUAUUGUUGAUUGUUGUUAAUUUUCUUUAAAUAUUAUACUUACCCCUCUUUGACUACAGUUUGUUGAUUAAACAAUAGUAUAGUGUCUGCUUUGUUUAUAAGUUGAAAUUGUAUUUUUUUAUAUUUCGUUUUUUAACAUAAUGUCGAUCUUUUUAUAUACAUUUACUUCUUUUUUUAAGACAAAAAGUGGGUUUAUACUUGGUUGGCCGACCUGCUAAUACAACUUUAACAGUUAAUUUGGCAGAUUUGUUGUUUGUUUUGAAUUCAAUUAACGUUUAUUUUUAUAUACAUUUUUCAUAAUUUUCACUGCUUUGUCUCUAUUUUUUUGUAAAAUUGUGUUUUUACAGUAGUUAUAGGAGCCAGAUUGAUAUUCCACUAUGGAACUUGAAUGAAGAGAGUGUUUUUUGUCUUACGUCAGAUAGCGCAAUGAUUCCGCAUGUCGACGAUUGCAUAGGAGUGACGCCAACUAACGUAAGACAAUGGAGAGUGUGUUGUAUUUUGUAUUUUAAAUGUUGUAUUAAAUCUCAUAUGUCAACAAAAA
Salvelinus fontinalis (brook trout) is the source of this 3287-nucleotide messenger RNA. Its product is annotated as Fc receptor-like protein 5. The transcript has 13 exons. NCBI's taxonomy places the organism in Eukaryota, Metazoa, Chordata, Actinopteri, Salmoniformes, Salmonidae. Gene Ontology annotation, biological process: cell surface receptor signaling pathway. The record is from RefSeq and is a predicted model, not a curated record. Gene Ontology annotation, molecular function: transmembrane signaling receptor activity. Bases 50 to 2557 code for a protein of 835 amino acids.